AUGUACCCAAGUUCAGCCAAGAGCAAGCAGCCAAGAGCAGCCAAAGUCCACACCAAGACCAGCCAAGCAGCCAACAGCCAAGAGCCAAGCCAAUCAGCCACAGCCAAGAGCCAGUCCAGAAGCCAAGAGCCACAAGUCCAGCCAAGAGCCAAAGUCCCCACGCAACAGCCAACAGCCAAGAGACAAGAGCCAAAGCCAAGACCACGUGCCAAGUCAUUAGCCAAGAGCGCAAACCCAACAGCCAAGUCGCAAACCAAGUUCCACCAAGCUAAGAGCUCAGAGCCAGAGCCAAAGCCAACGCAGCCAAGCCCACCUAGCCAAGGUCCAAUCAAGAGCCAACAGCAACAACCAACAAACAGCCAAGAGCCAGCCAACUAG
Messenger RNA from Pomacea canaliculata, 378 nucleotides. RefSeq names its product protein TonB-like. Bases 1 to 378 code for a protein of 125 amino acids. Lineage: Eukaryota; Metazoa; Mollusca; Gastropoda; Architaenioglossa; Ampullariidae. The transcript has a single exon. The record is from RefSeq and is a predicted model, not a curated record.